Molecule: messenger RNA, 703 nt
Organism: Rhodofomes roseus
Lineage: Eukaryota; Fungi; Basidiomycota; Agaricomycetes; Polyporales; Fomitopsidaceae
Exons: 2
Coding region: 110-577 (155 amino acids)
Source: RefSeq, a predicted model, not a curated record
GCCGUGACGCGGCCUUGCCCCGCGCCCGCACCUCUCUCUUCCUCCCAUCGCCUUCCCUGCGUCACUCCCGCCAUCCUCACUGCUGUCUCCGCACCUCUCCCGUCCUCCUAUGCACCAACGUCAUCGUGCACCGUUCAUAUGUCCGCGCCCACCGCCGCCGCCCUUGGACACGACAAAGCGGACACGCGACGGUCGCGGCGCCGCUCGCCUCUCCCAUGUGUCGCGUGCUGCGCGGCCGCCGGUGACGACUCGCUGUCGUGUCCCCGCCGCGCUCCGUUACCACAACGUACUGCCCUCUCGUCCCGUCUCCGUAUCCUCCUCACUGCUCUCGUCCUGCUACGACCCACCACCAUCGUGUCCACUGUCUCGCUCCGAUCUCUCCACCGUCACCCUCGCCUCUCGCACGCUCUCGCUGCCUGCGUCCUCACCCCGCCUUUGUGCGACUCGCACUCAAAGCCGCCUCCGGUCUUUCGCGAGCCCGUGCACCGCAAGGUGCAUGUUCGGACCACUCGCGCACCUAACAUCCGGCUCGACGCGCUCAACCGUAUCUUCACACACGUCGUAUGAAUGUUUGUAAGUGCUUGCGUUGACAGGUUAAGUCAGUUGUGCCCUCUAGUACCUGCGUGCUGAAUGCCGGUCUGUUAACCACGAUGUGAUGUACAGUACUAUAGCUCGAUGUUGCAAUUGAUAUUUGUUGGCUCUC